AUGCGCGUGGCCGAAGAUGAUGCCAUGCCGGUUCAUUCUCUGAGACCCAUUACUGCUGCUAACCAAAGAGUUAUUGACAACAUCGAAAACAUCCUAAGCGAUAUUAUCACUGCCAUUGAGGUGUCUUCCGACAGCAGUCCUGUCAUUACACUCAGACGGAUCUCCGCCAUCGUGCCUUACUUUGAUGAAGCAGAUCCGGCGUGCAUGAGGUGGCACGUGGAAGACCGCGAAGUACGAUAUCAUUUUCCCGGAAAGACAAAAGAGGAAGCAUGGAGGUUCGCCUGUGUUGGGCGGAUCUUGACAGAGAUAUACGGAGCGAUCAAGAACGGGAUGACUAUUGCCAAUGUGAGCAGGGAUAUCUACUACCACGAUCCGGACCUCUUCAAGCAACAAGAGACCGUGGAUCGGUACAUCGACGAUAUUGCUCACACAUUCCAGGUGACGAGGAGUGACUUGAACGUGGCAAGCAGCCCGAAGGGCCUCAUGAUCGGGCUUGUCACAGCCAACGACAAGAGUCACACUACCCUGGUUCCAGACGACCUCGCUACCGAGCACGGAUGUGCAGAUAUCUCACACCUGGAAUGGAUCUUGGUCGUCGAGAAAGAAGCUACAUUCAAAAGCCUGGCUGAGAGGGAAUACCAUCAGAGUCCAAUUGUUGGCCCGGGAUUGCUGGUCACAGCUAAGGGUUACCCCGACCUUUCCACUCGGCGAUUUCUACGCAUCAUUCUUGACCGCAGCAAAGGAGCUGUUCCGAUAUUUGGCCUUUUCGACUGGGAUCCAGACGGCAUCCAAAUCAUGAAAUGCUACCGGUACGGGUCGAGGGCGACGGCCCAGGAGUACCAUUGCAAUCUUCCGGAGAUGGAGUGGAUUGGCGUGAAGGCGGAGGAUGUGGUCGACUUGGGUGACAUCGACGACACGUCAAUGAUCUUAUCAAUGCGAGACCGGGCCCUGGCUCUUUCGAUGUUGACGAACAGGGAGUGGAGAGACAGGUCUGGAACUGUGUUGCCAGGCUUGGACAGGGGCUUGGAUGAGCUUCGUCGCAUGCUUAUGCUUAAUCGAAAAGCGGAGAUUCAGGUUCUUGACGAGGGGAGUCGCGGAACGGAACAUUGGCUGACAGCGCAUCUCAUUGAACAAUUGCUGGCUCACAAUGGUGGUGAUGACAUGUUGUUGGUCUGA
Messenger RNA from Exophiala spinifera, 1176 nucleotides. RefSeq lists its product as uncharacterized. The transcript is spliced from 6 exons. Gene Ontology annotation, biological process: meiotic DNA double-strand break processing; reciprocal meiotic recombination; meiotic DNA double-strand break formation. Gene Ontology annotation, cellular component: nuclear chromosome. NCBI's taxonomy places the organism in Eukaryota, Fungi, Ascomycota, Eurotiomycetes, Chaetothyriales, Herpotrichiellaceae. The record is from RefSeq and is a predicted model, not a curated record. Gene Ontology annotation, molecular function: DNA binding; ATP binding; DNA topoisomerase type II (double strand cut, ATP-hydrolyzing) activity. The coding region runs from base 1 to 1176 and encodes 391 amino acids.